AUGUCGGACGACGCUUCUGGUGCUGGAAAGCGUAAGCGCGCGAGGACCCAGUCGUGCCCCCCGCCCGAGCUGCCUCAACUCGUUGCGGAGCAACAUGUCGCCAUUCCCACACACGACAAGGACACUCAGCGUUUGAUCGUCAUUCUCUCCAAUGCCAGUCUGGAAACCUACCGGGCGUCUGCCGGGCGCGGUGGCAAGGAUGAGAAAUACUCCCUGCUGAACAGUGACGAGCACAUCGGCAUCAUGCGCAAGAUGAAUCGUGAUAUCAGCGAGGCUCGACCGGACAUCACCCACCAGUGUCUCCUUACUCUUCUGGACUCUCCCGUUAACAAGGCUGGCCGCCUCCAAAUUUUCAUCCACACGGCCAAGGGUGUUUUGAUUGAGGUCAAUCCGUCCGUCCGCAUUCCUCGAACCUUCAAGCGAUUCGCCGGUCUGAUGGUCCAGCUGCUCCACCGCCUGUCGAUUCGCUCCACCAACUCACAGGAGAAGCUCCUCAAGGUCAUCAAGAACCCGAUCACCGACCAUCUGCCCCCAAACUGCCGCAAGGUGACGAUGAGUUUCGAUGCCCCCGUGGUCCGUACCAAGGACUACAUUGAGUCGUUGGGCCCCAAGGAGAGCAUUGCGAUCUUCGUCGGUGCCAUGGCCAAGGGCCACGACGACUUUGCCGAUUCAUUCAAGGAUGACACUAUCAGUAUCAGCAACUACAGUUUGAGUGCCAGUGUGGCUUGCAGCAAAUUCUGUCACGCGGCUGAGGAAGUGUGGGACAUUCUGUGA
Messenger RNA from Penicillium maclennaniae, 774 nucleotides. Its product is annotated as 18S rRNA pseudouridine methyltransferase. Lineage: Eukaryota; Fungi; Ascomycota; Eurotiomycetes; Eurotiales; Aspergillaceae. The record is from RefSeq and is a predicted model, not a curated record. Gene Ontology annotation, biological process: rRNA base methylation. Gene Ontology annotation, cellular component: nucleolus; small-subunit processome. The transcript has 3 exons. Bases 1 to 774 code for a protein of 257 amino acids. Gene Ontology annotation, molecular function: rRNA binding; rRNA (pseudouridine) methyltransferase activity.